UAAAAAGGUUAAUAAGUAAUUAAUGUCUUUGCCAUUUCUAUUGAAACACCACUUGUUGAUCGUAAAUUUGGCAACGUUGAUAUUCAGACAAUUUUCUAACUAAAAGCCGUUAUCAAUCAACCGAAAACUAUUAGCAAUUGCUAAAUUUUAGGCAAAAUCAACAGGUGGUGUUUCAAUAGAAAUGGCAAAGACUAUAUUUUUAAAAUACACUGUUCCAUCAUUCUCUAAUAAAAGUAUUUUCGAGAGUUUAAUUACAAAAAUUCAAUAGUCGUUGACAUAGAUUUAGUUGAUAGUUAUAAAUUUAAAAUAUGAACAGUAUUAUAGGACUAUCUUAAGGUUAUUUUUAUUAAAAACAAUCAAACAUAAACAUUUGAUGUUGGUAUAGGCAACCAGUAUUGCACACUUGCAUGCCGUGUGUAGAGAAUUAAUCUAGGGACUUUGACAUAUUAUUUCUAGUUGGGUUGUUCGUUGGUAGCACUUUCAGCAAUUUUAAAAUUUAACGUUCACCUAGACAAGCCAGUGACAAAAAGUAUUUGUUAGACGCAGCUGUACGCAGUGUAGUCACUUUAUAAUAUUAUAAUUUAGCUUGUUGCUUUGUGUUUUUUAUCGUGUAAUUUACAUACAGUGUAUACAAGAGUCACAAGAUGAGUGCCACCGAAAAGAAGGAUCUACAACUUGUAAAAGUCUUCAUCAGAGAAAGACCAUGGACCAAAUCUGAAAAUGACUUAAAACGAAUAUGUACCAUUCAGAAAAUUCAGCCUACCCAAAUCAGUUUAAAGUGUGGAAAUAUGGAGAAAAACUACACGUUUGAUCGUGUGUUUGAUAAAACUGCAUCACAGGAGGAAGUCUAUGAAAUCGUUGUAUCUCCUUUGAUCAGAUACGUUUUGUCGGGUUAUACAUGUUCAGUAUUCGCAUAUGGACAGACAGGAACUGGUAAAACCUACACAAUGAUAGGUCAAGACGCAGCACUAAAUAUCGAAUUUGCCAAUGAUCCUUCCGUUGGUAUGGUACCCAGAGCAGCAGCUGAUUUGUUUGCUGAACUGGCCACACUCCAGGUUGAGUACAAUAUGCUCAUUUCAUUCGUGGAAAUUUACAAUGAAGAAGUGCGCGAUCUUCUAGUAAGCGAUAGUGUGCCUUUACGAGUGUUUGACGACCCCGAUAAUAAAGGUUCCACUUGCAUCAAAGGACUCACAGAAGUUCUAGUCCACAGUAUUAGCGAAUUGUACGAUUUUUUGAACAAAGGUGCUGCAGAACGACAGAUCGCCUCAACCAAUUUGAACCGAUUGAGCUCGCGUUCGCACACCAUCUUCACCAUUGUGCUCAACAUAAGAGAAAUGACAACCUUCGACGAAGAAACCAUCAAAAUUGGUAAAUUCCACUUGAUCGAUCUGGCGGGUAGCGAAAAUAUCGGACGAUCAGGCGCUACAGAAAUGCGUGCCCGAGAAGCGGGUUCCAUCAAUAAGUCUCUACUAACCCUGGGAAAAGUGAUCAAAGCGCUGGCUCUAAAGAAGCAGCACGUUCCAUACCGGGAAUCCAAGUUAACGCGGAUUUUGCAAGACAGUUUGGGGGGAACGAGCAAGACCUCCAUGAUUGCCACGUUCGCGUCAACAGUUGACGCUUUCGAUGAGACCGUUAGUACUUUGGAGUACGCCCAUAUGGCUAAGAACGUCGCGAACUGUCCCACUGUGAACAUCAACAAGCACAAAACCGAAGUGUUGACGGAUUCCCAGAAUCAGAUCUUGAAACUGCGACAGGAAUUAAAUGCGAUGAGGGAGGGAGAUGGUUUCUACAUGAGUAACGAUUUUUAUGAGAAAAUGACUUUCGAUAUUCAAGCCAAGCACGAACGAGCUUUAUACUUGCUCCAGGAGAUUGAGACGACGGAGGAAGCAAUGGCGGUGCAAAAUCAGCGCUAUGACGAACUUAAGAACUCCUUCCAAAGUACGAGUUCCUUGGUUGAGAAAGCUAAGAAAGAACUGGCUGAGGCGAAAAUCGAAUGCAAGCGGAAAGCUCGAGCUGCGAAUUUUAUAACCGGUAAGACGACUCAACUAGAGGAAACGUCUAAAACCCUUCUUGAUGUUUGUGAAACUUCUACGAAACAUGAACAUCUAUACUACAAAAAGUAUGACAAUCAGUGCGAUUUGUUGACAAAUAACGCCAACGUGUCCAAAAGUAUGUAUUUAACUGGUAUGAGUUGGUUCAAGGAAAUUCUUACUAUGUCAAAUAGUUCUCUCAAGAAUCAGCAGACUUGUUUCAAUGAUUGUAAGAAUAGAGUCGGCGUAAUUAAAGGCAACCAGAGUCAGAAUUUAGUGCAACUGGACCAAAUUUCAACACAAAUGAAAACAGCUUUGGAAAAUCCAGUUGGUUUAGUUUCUGGUGACGUUUGUGGAAGUGAUAAACUCAUGAAUCGUCUUACGUCACUGCGCAACAGUAGUAGUGAAGCAUGCUUGCAUAGUCUUCAAAACACGAAAACGGAUAUUGAAGAAGUUCAAAGUUACGUUUUGGAGAAGAAUGUGGAUGUAGAAAAACGAACAGAAGAGUGUACAAAAUUGGUUAAUAGGAAAUUCGAUGAAAUCGAGCAACAGAGAGUUGAAGCAGAUGGUUUUUUAAACGAGUUGUGUGAAUCAUUGGAACGUUCUCGCAUUCAACAGCAGCUAUCUCAGAUAAAUAAAACUAAAGAACUGCAGGAACAGCUUGUGCAAAUGUAUUCAGCGAGAAAUGACGAAUUAGACAAAGAGUUAGAACAUAUUGAUAUGAUGGAAGAAAUUAGUGACAAAAUAAUGGCAACGAUGGAAGCUAGUUCCGUGAAAAAUUUGUUAGAUGUGCAAGAAGAUUUAGUUCGUUUCAGUACAUACUUGGAACCAUUACAGCAGGUUCCGACGUUAGUCCAGCGUGCAAUAGACACUAGUGACAAAAAUACCGCGAGCUGUAAGAAUCAAAUCGUAACUUACAACAGUCAAGCACAACAGGAAAUUUCAGAUUUUGUAAAAGCAUCAACAGACGAACUGAAUCGACACAAUAAUGAAUUAAAGACACAAUUACAUAAUUGGGCUGGCCACCUUGACGUUGUAAAACAAAGUCUAGAAAGUACUGUAGAAGAAAAUGUGCGGGAAAUAAGUCGCCAAACUGAACACUUCACUCGCACUGAGAACGCAUAUCAUAGUGAUGUAAAACAGUUUAAAGAAAAAUCUUACGAAGAUAUUCAAACCAAAGUAACGAAUCUGAAAACGACUAUUCAUGCCGGUGACACGCCAGUAAAACCUGUCUACACGUACCCUCAAGAAAUAGAUACCGAAGUUUCUGCAGACAUCUUGCAGGAAAUUAUGGACGUUUCUCUCGAAGUCAUAGAGGAACAACAAGAGGAUGUUAAGUGACGAUUACGUUUUGUUCUUUUGUUGUUAUGUUUUGGUGCGAAAGUUUUGUGAGUACGUGUCAUGGAGUGACCGCGUAGACAUUCACUGUUGGUUAGUUAUAUAGUCUAGGCCAUAAAUACAAAUGUGAUCAUAUAGUCUAGUUCUGAGUCUAUUUUAUAUUAUCGUUUAUUUAUAUGAACACAUUGAUGAAUUAAUUAUAGCCAUCUUUAUUUUCUGUUGUUGAUUAAUGUUUGACUGAUUGCAAUUCCACGUUCUAUCAACCUUGAUACUCAUCAAUGUAUUUUAGUAUUUAUUAUCUGGUACCAUUUAAAAAUAAAUUUUUAAUUUUGU
This is a messenger RNA of Zophobas morio, 3701 nucleotides long. Its product is annotated as kinesin-like protein KIF11. The coding region runs from base 645 to 3371 and encodes 908 amino acids. Gene Ontology annotation, molecular function: ATP binding; microtubule binding; plus-end-directed microtubule motor activity. The record is from RefSeq and is a predicted model, not a curated record. Lineage: Eukaryota; Metazoa; Arthropoda; Insecta; Coleoptera; Tenebrionidae. The transcript is spliced from 7 exons. Gene Ontology annotation, biological process: mitotic spindle assembly; spindle elongation; microtubule-based movement. Gene Ontology annotation, cellular component: mitotic spindle; nucleus; spindle microtubule.